Molecule: messenger RNA, 450 nt
Organism: Candidozyma haemuli
Lineage: Eukaryota; Fungi; Ascomycota; Pichiomycetes; Serinales; Metschnikowiaceae
Exons: 1
Coding region: 1-450 (149 amino acids)
Source: RefSeq, a predicted model, not a curated record
AUGUCUGCGUUAAUUUCGUGGGAACUUUGGCUAGAUUGCCAUCUCUCUCAAAGCGCCUUAGACGACGCCGGCGCUGGUACUGCUGAAUCCGCCGCUACCACCUUCUCCUUUGGGAAAGUCGCCUUUGUCGACCUGCCUACCAUGAUAUCAACACUGUGCCCGUCAUCCAGAAACACCUUCCGGGUGGAAAAGCCUGGGAAAAGCCGGCUACGAGUUUCCUUUUGGCGGCGGUCAGGCCAGCUUUCUUCGUCAUUGCAGCCACAGCCCAUUCUUAAGAACAAGUUUAAUGCCAACGAAGAGGCAGAGCUAGAGCUAGUCAGGGAAAGCGAUAACGAAAGCUUUGACCAAUUCCACGCCCGUUACGAAGUGCCGACGGCGCCGCCUGACGAUACGUGGGCCCGCCAUGCCAGACUGGUCCAGUUGGGCAAUUACUAUGGCCAGGCGAAGUGA